AUGGCUUGUGCGACUUGGCUCCACUCAUCGCAGCUCUCGCGCGCCUUGCUUCCAAUUCGCCGUCUCCGAACUAGUCUUCUUCCCUCCAAGCUCCGACGCUUCAACCGGUUCACAUCAACUUCAACCACUAGGCUUAUCACCUCCUCCAGUCCGUUCAAACGUCCAUUAAUGGCGGUUAACGUGCAGGCAAAGCGUGGUUUCUCAAUCAAAGAAGACGAAGUAGCUUCUCCGGCUGAUUUGUACUUUGAGGCACCGCUUAGUAUUGUGGAAUAUCCGGACCCUCUUUUGAGAGCAAAGAACAAGCGAAUUGAUUCAUUUGAUGAGAAUUUGAAGAGGCUAGUUGACGAAAUGUUUGAUGUAAUGUACAAGUAA
Molecule: messenger RNA, 372 nt
Organism: Ilex paraguariensis (yerba mate)
Lineage: Eukaryota; Viridiplantae; Streptophyta; Magnoliopsida; Aquifoliales; Aquifoliaceae
Source: the annotation of a GenBank genome assembly